This is a messenger RNA of Talpa occidentalis (Iberian mole), 2926 nucleotides long. RefSeq names its product solute carrier family 25 member 35 (gene SLC25A35). Bases 592 to 1494 code for a protein of 300 amino acids. The record is from RefSeq and is a predicted model, not a curated record. The transcript is spliced from 6 exons. NCBI's taxonomy places the organism in Eukaryota, Metazoa, Chordata, Mammalia, Eulipotyphla, Talpidae.
GGUUGCUGCUCCAGGGACCACACUUUGAGAACCACUGGUGUAAACUCAAGGAUGAAAACAAUAAUGAGCUCUGUCCCAUCCAACCAGUGGAGGCAUUUGGGGAGCAUUCCUUAGAAAAUUUUAGGAGACCCUUUCAUAGCCCCUUUGAGAAGCUCCAUUUUCUGCUCUACCUUACCUUCCUCCCCCUCUGCUUCAUCCUAGGCUCAAAGACUUAGCAGAACACUGGUGAGCUACAGAUGACUCAGACCCAUCCCCCAGGAUCACCAGGUAGUGAUGGGCGAUGGAAUUAGAGUAAACAAAUGCUAAUCAGAAUGGAAAACGGAAGGUAAAGGUUUGAGAAGCAAAGCAGGAUGGGAGUGCCUGAAUGUGAACUUGGAAAAACGUCAAGGUUCAGGAAAGACCAGCCUCAAGUUGAAGAACCAUUUGGAAAUCGCUACAGAAAGGAGGCAAGGACCUUUCAAGUGGGAACUGGAUACAUAACAGCACAGCGCCUUUACAGCUCUUGACUUUUCAGGAAACCUGAUCUUUGAACACACGGUACAAGUCUAACACUUUCACUGUUCACUCAGUUCCUGCUACUGCUACCUCACCAUGGACUUCUUGAUGAGCGGCCUGGCAGCCUGUGGCGCCUGUUUGUUCACCAACCCACUGGAGGUGGUGAAGACCAGGAUGCAGUUGCAAGGAGAACUAAAGGCUCCUGGCACCUACCAGCGGCAUUACCGAAACGUCUUCCAUGCCUUCAUCACCAUUGGCAAAGUGGAUGGCCUGGCUGCCCUGCAGAAGGGCUUAGCCCCUGCCCUUUUAUACCAGUUCUUAAUGAAUGGCAUCCGGCUGGGCACCUAUGGGCUGGCUGAGGCUGGGGGCUACCUGCACACAGCCGAAGGCACCCUCAGCCCUCCCCGCAGCGCUGCAGCUGGGGCCCUGGCUGGGGUCAUGGGAGCCUACUUGGGAAGCCCCAUCUACAUGGUGAAGACACACCUACAGGCACAGGCAGCCUCCGAAAUUGCUGUAGGACACCAGUAUAAACAUCAGGGCAUGUUUCAAGCACUAAACGAGAUUGGCCAGAAACAUGGCCUGGUGGGGUUGUGGCGUGGGGCUCUAGGCGGCAUGCCCCGAGUUGUCAUCGGUUCCUCCACCCAGCUGUGCACCUUCUCAUCCACCAAGGACCUCCUGACCCAGUGGGAGCUAUUUCCUCCCCAGAGCUGGAAGGUGGCUCUGGCAGCUGCGAUGGUGAGUGGCAUUGCCGUGGUCCUAGCCAUGACACCCUUUGAUGUGGCCUGCACAAGACUCUACAAUCAGCCCACAGAUGCCCAUGGCAAGGGCCUCAUGUACCGGGGGAUACUGGACGCUCUGCUGCAGACGGCUCGGACAGAGGGGAUUUUUGGCAUGUACAAGGGUAUAGGUGCCUCCUACUUCCGCCUUGGCCCCCACACCAUCCUCUCCCUCUUCUUCUGGGAUCAGCUGCGCAUCCUCUACUACACAUAUACCAAAUAAUAGCCACUCUUCCACAUGCCACCAAAUCAGCACUCCUUGGACACUUCUGCCUCAAUUUCUAUGUCCUGGUGACUUCUGACCAGGUGACCUUUCAUCCAUUUGAGGGAGACAGCCAACUCUACUCCCCAUCUGUUUUCUCAGGGCUGAAUUACUACAAAGGUAGAUUCCCUCCCUUCCUUGCUGUUGCUUUAAACCUUCCCUACCCACCUCUCUGAUUAUUUCACAACCCUCCCUCAGGGAUGAAUCAGUCACUCCAAAGUGUAUUUUUUCCUUUUCUCCACUGCCAGCCUUGGAUCCCUUCUGAUCCCAGGUAUAACUUUAAACUCCCCCACCCCCCAAGACCAAAGGAAAUUGGGGCGACCCUGGUGUCCUGUUAGAGUCAAAGCACAGAGAUUAUAUUGGUUAUAAAGCAAAUUUAUUUCUUCAGAGAAGAUGUGUCUUAUGUUUAUGCAUGAGGGAGGAAUUAGGGGAAUACAUCCACCUCCUUGUCCCCCUUGCAGACUGGGGUCCCCAUGUCUUCAGCAGCAUCAUGCAGUGUUUCAGCAUCUUUACUGGGGACCAAAGAUGUUGGGAUCGUGAAGGGUCAGACUGGUCACCAGCUGUUCAAAGUCACCCAGGUUCCAGGGCAUUGGUGACAGAUUUUCAGGGCCAAGAGGUGACCUAUUGUCAGGGCUUGGGGGUGGGGGAACAGAUAGAGAGAGAAUAUCAUCCAGGUCUCAGGUCUGGAAGUUCCCACUUCUUAUUCCCUGGAAGACCUAGGUAUCUGUGACCCCAAACCUCUGGCCCACUCCUGCUUCCUUGGAGAACCUCACCAGCCAGUCUCCCUGUUCUGCCCCUCCCAGUUGAGUGUCCUGGGGACCCCGUCACGAGCUAUGUGACCUUUCUGUCCUCCUUACGGGGGCUGAUUGAAGGUGAGCAGGAGAUCAGUCUGGUACUGGGGCAGCCGCAGCAGGGCCUGGUGCAAUGUCACGUUCUUUGCUACCUAAAGGAAUCAGAGUCUGGAUACUUAUGUGGUCCCUUGGGCCACCCCUUUCACCCCUCCAGGACAUCUCACUCCCCUAGCCCUCACCUGCUGGUUUUCUUUAGCUACCUGCUGCUUGCCAGAGAGAACCCAGGCUUCUUGACAGCAGUCUCUCAGGGCUAGCUUCUCCAAAAGGAGGGGCUGCACAGCCUCCACUUGCACAACCCUAGCCUCUUGCACCCCUCCAACAUCUUCAAAGUGGUAUCUGGAGUAGGGGAAGCAGAGUCAAGAAGGGCAUCUCUCACUGCCCCACCCCCGCGCUCAGCAUCUCUAAAUUCUCAAGUUCGCACACUUCAGGCGACACGCUGUUGCCCUUGGAGUUCUCAUUGCCCAGGUUAACCGUCCAGCCCCAGGCCCCGCCCCCACGCUCCCCCCUCCGCGCCUUUCCCUUUCUCCCAUUAGCCACUCGCG